Molecule: messenger RNA, 1770 nt
Organism: Plasmopara halstedii
Lineage: Eukaryota; Oomycota; Peronosporomycetes; Peronosporales; Peronosporaceae
Product: poly-specific ribonuclease parn isoform x1
Exons: 5
Coding region: 1-1770 (589 amino acids)
Cellular component (GO): cytoplasm
Molecular function (GO): 3'-5'-RNA exonuclease activity; RNA binding
Source: RefSeq, a predicted model, not a curated record
AUGAACGUGACGCGCCGCAACUUUCAGAGGCACUUAAAUGAAUUACAGAAGGACUUGCAGUUACCCACAUGCCGCUUUGUGGCAAUUGAUACAGAGUUCACUGGCUUGUCACCUAACGAGCUUGAGCGUGAGCAAUACUUGGACACACUAGAGGAACGCUACAGCAAAGUCAAACGUGCUGGCGAGAGCUUUCUUAUCACGCAGUUUGGGCUCUCUACAGUGCACGUAGAUCAGCAGGAUAAUUUUCAAAUCAAGACCUGGAACUUUUACGUUUUUCCAAGACCUUACGGUUCGCUAGAUGAGAGAUUUAUGUGUCAGGCCUCCAGUUUGCAGUUUUUAUCAGAGCAUGGCUUUGAUUUUAACAAAUUUAUAGGAGAUGGUAUUCCCUUUGUCAAUUUGUCCAAGACUCCAAUCAUGAAAAAGCGACUGCAACGUCGUAUCGAUAGUCUCACUAAGGUGAACAAAAACUUGCAGCUAUCGGAAGACGGGAUGGCUUUCCAAAUAGAUCUGAAGCACCGAUUGGACCGAUGGAUCUCUGAGGGAGCCAAGAAAGAAGCUGUUGACGGUGGCGUCGAGGUAUUGUUCCUGUCGCAGAAGAGAAAAGACGAGCUCAUAGCCGCAAAGAAACAACAGAUGAGAAAAGAGAUGGAUGAGGCAAUUGGAUUUUCCAAGGUGAUUGAAGUCCUGAGUGACAGUAAGCUGCCGAUAGUUGGCCACAAUGCGCUGCUGGACUUCAUUUACGUAUUCCACCAAUUUUAUCGACCGCUUCCACAAACGCUCGCGGAAUAUAAAUUGCAGCUUUUGGAGCUCUUUCCGAUAAUUUACGACACAAAGCAUGUUGCAUUGCAUUCUCCUCUUGGCGACAAAUUACAAUCAACAAGUCUUUCAUCGCUGUUCGAGUAUAUGCGCUUGAAUGUCACACCCGAGCCAGAAAGCCUCAUGCCCAGCGACAAGCAGUUCGACACAUACCGCGAGGCUCUUAAAGCAGAAGCUGAUGACAACAAUAAGAUGCUGUGCCAUGAGGCGGGUUUCGAUGCAUUUAUGACGGCUGUGUGCUUUCUUGGUCUUCUGGCCCACGAUGCCAAUGGUGAAUUGCCUGAACAGCAUAAAUCCACGAUGGGUAGCUUAGCUCAUUUUAAGCGGCGAUUGGGAGAGCUGGAGAAGUUUAAAAACCAACUGAAUUUGAUGAUCUCAGAUCAGAGCUUUUUGGACCUUGGCAACGCUAACCAAACCGUCGACCGCACUCGCGUAUAUCGUGUGAGCAGCACAACCAAGCGACGAAUUCAGCACGUGCGCAUGGAGGACGUGUUUGAAUCAUCUAAAGUACAACGCAUAGUGCGUCAGAAUGAUCAAGAUGCGUUUGUGGUGCUUAAGGAACCUGCGACAGUGAAUGAAGCGGUCAAAACCAAAUUAGGUCUGACAAUCUCGACGUACGAUGAGCAUAUCGCUGCGGAGGCCGAGUUGAAUCGUCAAGAGAAGGAGCGAGGAGUCGUCUAUAGUAUGCCGUCAGAGGGUGCUCCUAAGGAAGAGUCAGCUUGGAGACAGAAACGAUUUAUUGAGAUUAAGAUUUACAUGAGCACCGACAGCGAGCAGCGUGGAGUGCACGACACAGUGACAGCGUCGAAACUCUCAGCGCACGAUCAGUUUGAGGCCAAGCUCGCUGAGAUCAAACGAUUGCAGGAACAGCUUAAUAAGACCCGCUUUCAUGUCUCUGCUGCUGCAAAUUUAGGCGACUUGGGCAAAGCUACAUUCUUCAUGAGCGACGCGUAG